Molecule: messenger RNA, 1860 nt
Organism: Arthroderma uncinatum
Lineage: Eukaryota; Fungi; Ascomycota; Eurotiomycetes; Onygenales; Arthrodermataceae
Exons: 3
Coding region: 1-1860 (619 amino acids)
Molecular function (GO): protein binding
Source: RefSeq, a predicted model, not a curated record
AUGCCAGCUUCAACGAAAACUUCCAUCCCGGACUCGCCCAACGCCGGUAUUAGAGUCAUGAUCGUGGGUGAUUCCAUGUCCCAGGGCCAUGAGGGUGACUGGACCUGGCGAUAUCGCAUCUGGCAGUGGUUUCGCGACCAGAAAGUCGCCGUCACCUUCGUCGGGCCCUAUACAGGCACUGUCCAGCCUGAUGCCCCCAAACCACCAGCACCGCCUCCUCUGUACGGCUCCCCGAAGCCCACCCAUGGAGUCAAAGAAGAUGGCGGUUAUGCAUAUGGCGUCUCGUCGGACUUUGAUAGUCACCACUUCGCUGCUUGGGGACGAACCGCUGCCACUGACAAGGGCCUGAUCAAGGACGUCCUGACCUCCUACCCGGCUGAUCUGAUGCUGCUGAUGCUCGGCUUUAACGAUAUGGGUUGGUGCCGCAGUGACGCCCCAGGGACCCUUCGCAGCAUCAAAACGCUGGUCUUCAACGCGCGUAGCGUUAAUCCUCGUCUCAAAUUUGCCAUUGCCAACGUCCCUCAGCGUGAGUUUAUUGGUGGCCGCGAAGACUUGCCUCUCAAUACGAAGAUAUACAAUAAUCUACUACAAAAAACUAUACCUGGAUGGAGUACGCCCAGCUCGCCCAUUCACCUUGUCGAGCUAUGUGGGAACUACGGCUGCGGGCCCGACGAGUGUCCCGCGGGUUACGAUGGCCUCCAUCCUAAUGCCAUGGGCGAGUACCAAAUUGCACGCGCGUUCUCACUUACCCUCGUCAACGACUUCAAGAUCGGCUCUUCGCCGCUGGUGGUUCCUGAUGAUAUCCCUGCUCGACAGUUGCCGCUCCCGGGAAAUUUCAAAGUCGUCUCUAGCCCCGGAGGUGUCACUGCUACUUGGGAUGCUGUAUACGGUGCGUGUAGUUACGAUGUCAGGUCUAGGAUAGCUGGAAUCACAGCGUUUCAGACUGGUAGUGUCUCGUCUAACCGGUGGGAUGCCCACUGGACCCAGAAAGGUUGGGUCUACGAAGUUCAAGUUCGUGCUAGUGCUGGCAAUGCCCUAAAAGGCGAGUGGACAGCCAUACAGUCGGCUAAAUCAACUCCCCAAACACCUCCCGGUCCCGAGAAUGUGGUCGUUCACGCCACACCUACCGGAUUCGAUAUCUUAUGGGACCCUCCUGCUGGUGGCUCCUAUGUCACUGAAUAUGAGGUUCUGUACUGGGACCAAGAUAGCGAUUUCGCGUUUAUAACCAGUGCAGGCUUCAAGGAGUCACCAGCUCACGUCGGCAAGCUUACCCCCGGACACCACUACCACGUUGCGGUCGUCUCCUGGAACGCCGCUGGCGGAGGAUUCCCUAAGAUAGUAAACAGUGUUACCAUCGGUAAAGGCACUCCUCCAACCCCUACGGACCUGAAAAUUAUUGCCAAAGAUGCCACUACAGCCCACCUUUCUUGGACUGGUUCUCCCAUUGCAGCUGGUUAUAGACUCUGGUUCCGCAAUGUGAACGCAGCCGGAAGUGAGCUCCAAGAGGUCAAUGGCCCUGAAACAAGACUUUGCAGUGACCAGUAUUUCCUUAUGCCGGGUGUCUGGAACUUUGAGUGGUGUAUCAGCGCCUUCAAUGGUAAUGAUGAGUCCGCUAAGUGCCAACCUGUGCUUGGCCCACGGCCAUCUGACCCUGAUGAAACACCAGCCAACUCUUGUUCCCAGCCUGGAACAAAUCCCAAUCUCCCUCAUCACCUAGAGGGCGAUGCAAAUUUAAGUGGCGAAAGCCCGGUGACCAUGCGUGCACCCGAGUCUGCUGAUACUAGCACACCCUUUCACAAUGGCAGCGACUGCCAGGAGGAACGCUAUUGGGAAAUCCUCCGUGCGGUCCCCAAUGCAUAG